AUGCCAUCGAAAAAACGUUGGACAUUAAUUCCAAGAAAAUGGUUUGGUACUAUUACAAAUGCUGCACAAAAACGAGAUAGAGAACAAAAGAUUCAAUUAGAUCAAAUGAAUGUAUCAUCAACAGUUCCACAUCGUUUAUUAUUACGAAGUAAAACAAAAAUUGAACCAAUAUCUUCUUCAACUACUACUAAUGAUAAAAUUAAUCCUCAGAAUACUUUAACAUCUGUUACACCAUUUCAAUUACCAGCAUUUAAUAUACGACGUGGAACAACCUUAACCGUUUUACCAUCAUCAACACUAUUUAAUCGUACAAAUACUGUUGUACCAUCCAUUCGUAAAAAAGUUCAAGUUACUGAGCCACUUUCUAUUUCAACAAUAACACGAACAAAUACUCAAAUAUUACCAUCCUUAUCAUUACAACAAACAUCUUUUCAUAAACAACAAACAGAUAUGUCUGAUGAAUGUUUAAUUGAUUAUCCACAAACUAUUAAAAGAUCUUUAUCUUUAACACGAACACAUUCAUCAUCAUCAUCGAUGGAUAAUAAUGAAUCAAUAUCAAGUGGAAUCUAUUCGGAUGAACGUACAGAUUCAAAUAAUAAUCAUCGUAUACCAUCGAAAGAAACAUUAUUAACGUUAGAAACUUUUUCAACAGAAUCUCUCGCUGAUUCUCAUAUAUCAUUAGAUCAUGGUGAAUCACAUCUACCUAUACAUCAUCGUCGAUUAUCUUUAUCAACAUUAGAAACAACCCAUAAUAAUAAUAAUAAAUCAGUUCAUUUUCAUAAUGUACAAGAAACUCAAAUCAAUAGACCAAACAUAACAAAAAAUCGUCAAUCAUCAGCAGCUAUUAUAAAAAAAAUUGAAAAACGUAUUCCAAUUAAUCGAUCACCACCGACACCAUUAGAAAAAAAAAGUUUUGUACGUAUUGCUAAUGAUACAUAUCGUUUAACAACUAAGAAAGAUGAUCAUUUAUAUCGUCGUCAACGUCCAACUUCUAUAAUACCAUAUUCAAUCUAUGAUGAUUCAUUACCACCAGCUAAUAAUGAAGAUUGUUAUGCCCAAUUACCACGUACAAGUUCAACGGAACAAAUUAAUAAUAAUUUAAAAAAUGAUCUUCGUGCUAUUGUUUCUUCAAUUGAUAAAACAAUGUAUAAUAAUAAUAAUAAUCAAUCAACAAAAACUCAUUAUUAUACAAAACAUUCUCAUAUAAAUCUAGACAAUAUAACUGAUAAAUUAUUAUCAAGUAUGAAUUCUUCAAUCUAUUCACAAUAUCAACGUUGUUAUUAUUAA
This is a messenger RNA of Adineta steineri, 1287 nucleotides long. The record is from the annotation of a GenBank genome assembly. Lineage: Eukaryota; Metazoa; Rotifera; Eurotatoria; Adinetida; Adinetidae.